AGUAACCCAAGGUUAAGAACCACUGGCUUAGAACAUGAGGAUAUCAUUGCUUCUAGCCUAAAUGUGUGAUACGUACACAAGUUUUAUUUUAGAAGCAGCUCCUUCAUUUUGUAAAAAAGCUGAUUGUAGCAAUCUCCAAGUGUGGCCAAAUAAUAGUGGGAGAAGCCUGCCCUGUUAUAAAAGCUAGAAGUCAAGGAAAUCGGGGGUCCAAUCCACUUCACCCCACUCCUGUGUCCUUCUCAAGCCUUUCCUGGACUGAAGCUACCAGCCAGAAGUUGUGGUUUGUGACAUUCCUCACCUUCCCGUUAAUUGCCACCUUCAGAGCCAGCAAUUUAUAACUCCUCCCUGACUUUCUGUGCUAUGCCGUCUCAACAUUUUAGCUUAUCAACACAUUUAAUUGGCAACUCCACAAUGUAAAUUGUGGGAACGAGAGUAUGAGCUCAUGCUGAACGGCAGGAGCAGCCUACAUACCUUUGGAGCUACUGUGACUUCAUCCGGUGAAACCCAACCCAAAGAGAAAAAAAAAGCCAAGUUCUCGGGUCAGGUGUGUAGGCAGAGAUAAAACAGAAAUCAAAACUAAAGAUUCUGAGGGACAGGAGAGAAGCUACGGAGGUUUUUCCACUGGAGUUGAGCUUAAUGAAGAGUCCAGGGAACUGAGAUUUGACCACACACGCUCUCAAACACAAUAUUGCCCUCACUUCCAACGAUACUCAUUUUCGCUAUGCCUUUUUUUGCUUUUGUAACCAUCUCGUGAGGCAACAGCACUGCUACUUGAUUCUUUUACUCAGAGGAGACCGAGGCAGAGAAAGGUGGCUUUCUCAUACAGAAAAUUUAUGAAACUUUUGAACCCUGAUUAGAUUCACACCUGGCUUCUGGCUUUGAAUCUAGAAAAACAUUAAUGUGGACUAGAAAUUUUGCUGUUAUUGUCUCCUGAAUCAUAAACUAAGAGAAUGGAGUGGAAAAGAUAGACCCUUAAUCGUCUUCAGCAACUUUAUGCCGUGCUUGUCAUGGGAGAAGAGAUGGAACUUCGAAUCGGGAGCCCUCCUCGUGAUGGAGAGACUGCCGUCAUGAUCAGCACAGACAUGUCGAGGACAGAUCCCCCUGCCAAGCAGCCUCCUUUGAAGAUGCACAGGUUCCGCAACCUUGCCAUCGCCAGCAUCAUCUGUGGCUGUUCUUGCAUUGGAGUCUUAGCGCUGAUUUAUGCAGUCAAGGCUAAAGAGAAGCAAAAAAACGAUUCUCAGGACUCAGCAGUCUACUGGGCCCGGAGGUCUCGGUGUAUGUCUUUCCUAAGCAUUGGUGUCUGGCUGUGCUUUCUCAUUCUGGUGCCCCUGUCCAUCAUCUUGCUUUCUUACAUUUUAUCGCAAGCUGAAUGAUGAGCUCUGGAAACAUGUGGCUCUCGGCUUUCAAGAUCACCUGUUCUGGGUUUCCUCCCUGCUGGAUUUAUUAUCCUGCAUGGUCCUUAAGCAGUUUGCAAGUUGCCUCCUGCUAUCCAGGAUUUCUAACUGGAGCCAUUGUUGAUGAAAAGACAGACUGCAGAAAUGAUGUUAUUUCCUUCCAUGUACAGAAGCUCCAGUUCCGCCUCAUUGACAAAGUAUGGUUUGUUCCAUCUAAGAUUUUUAUCGGGCUUCCAGAUGCUGUAAUCUUUUGGAACCACGGGAUACUAAAGAACAGAAACACCAGCCUGGGUGGAUAAUUUCCCUUCUGUGUCGUUUUUCUCUCAUCAAAAGUUGAAGAGUUGAUUCCACAAAUUUUGGUGGUUUAUUUUUUUUCUUCACUCUUCAGCCUCCUUUUCAUUGCAUGGGCAGGCAAAAGGCCAGAUUUGAUAUUGAGACCUGCGCUCAUCUGCUGUAAUGAAAGUACUGUCCACCUCACGAAAUUGUUGUGAGAACAAAUUAAAUACGAAUUCUACAUGGACUCAAAAUAUCAAAGUGACGCACUGGAAGAUAAUAAUCCGUGAACACCGUGUGUUGAGGUUUAUUCUGUUAUCUUUAUUAUUAUCUGCAAUGCACUUAUUGUCCAUAUCGUUUUUUUACAGGAUGCCUGACUGAAAUAAAUGUUAUAUUGUCAGGAUGUAAAUUCCUUCAAAAUGGACUAACUAAAAUGCAAAAGCUUCCACAGUGUUGAUAACUUUAUUUUGUGGCCUACAGGAAUAAGGACCAUCUGAUUAUAUUUGUACAACAAAGAUACAAAACCAAGAGCAAAGAGUCUCUGGAUACCUUAUAACUAUUACUUUUAUUUUGGCAUUGUCUUUUAUGGAUAAAAGUCCUUCUGUUACAUUUUGUUUGAUCAACAGUUGGAUAAAA
Molecule: messenger RNA, 2303 nt
Organism: Pogona vitticeps (central bearded dragon)
Lineage: Eukaryota; Metazoa; Chordata; Lepidosauria; Squamata; Agamidae
Source: RefSeq, a predicted model, not a curated record